This is a messenger RNA of Spirometra erinaceieuropaei, 5820 nucleotides long. NCBI's taxonomy places the organism in Eukaryota, Metazoa, Platyhelminthes, Cestoda, Diphyllobothriidea, Diphyllobothriidae. The record is from the annotation of a GenBank genome assembly.
AUGGACAGUCGUCAUGAUUUGGCACUAUUACGUUGUGAUCAUCCUGAUAAGUUCCUCUUUGACCUGUUAAUCUCGACUUCCGCGAAUUUUUAUAUCCUUCUGUUUGGCAUAUCGUUUGACUUAAAUGGUUAGUUUCCACGUCUCUUUGUUUUCUUACUUGACACGACCGUUUUUCAACCGGCGCAUAUUUUCUCCAACCGUUGCCCGUUUUCGUUCCGCUAUGAUUAAUAAACUAUCACCCCUCUUUCGAAGAUCCAGUCUGCCUCACCUGCAGAUCCUUUAGUUGAUUCAUAUUUAGCGGACUUUUUUAGUUCUUACUACGUCUGUUAUGACGUUGUUAAACAGUUUUAAACUGCAAACUUCACUAGAAUCGAUCACUUUCAUCCCUUCGCUUUGCGCUCUCCCUCAGCCCGAGAUCAGAUCUUUAUGAUGCUUUAGCUUUGUUAUCUGGCCGUUAGCACAAGAUUUCCUGAUUCUUUGAGGAGAUCUGUUUUACUAGAAGUCGGGACCUGCAGCCUUAAACGCAUCAGACCGUGACGGUAGCAUUAGCGAUUAGAUCGCUUUGGUGGAUUUAGACUUUAGUCUCAGUGUUUCGGCAACUAACGAUCUUUUACUUUAUGACCCCCGCUUGAGGGUGUAGCCGAUCAAUCCAAAAUGACGGCAAAUCAAAAGAUGCUUGGAAGAGUUUAAGGAAAAGCCGGACAAGGGACUUGCACAAAUUGUCGGCAAUAAAAACGACUCCACUGGUAGACUUCACGUUUCUCAGUGUUUCUGGCCUACUCACCGAAGUGAGACUAGUGCUCUAGCCGAACAAACUGCCGACUACAUACUUAGAUGCGGGCAUGCGCACGCCGUUCCUAUCGGCAUCACCAACUACAGUAAUGGUGUCCGUGUGUAACGGUCUGCGGCAAUGCUCCUGGGGAGUUUAAUCUACUAUCUUCCUUUCUGGCGAGGACCGAAGGUCCAAUGACUAGUUCAGGCCAAUUAUUGCGCUGAUCGCUAAUACAUUUUCGCAAACCCAAGAAAUCGUGUAUGGGCCAGUCAUGAUAUUUCCGCCACUACAAAGUCCGUGUGUGUCGGCCUCCGUACGCUGUUGUCAAUGCUGAUAUGUGCACGUGGAACACGAAGACAAAUACGGUGUUUGAUUACCGUUGUCUGGGCCGACACUAAGAGAAGUACACGUCCUUUUCUCGAAUGAAAUACCCUCCACGCUCCGUAAUCGCAAGAAUAUCUCAGGCCACCAGACAAAAACGAUCAAAGUAAUUUUGGCAUGUUCGUCAUAUCCUGCCCCGUGAGGUGUGUGUUGCUUUUGACUUGGCUUACUGCCUGUGUGGAGCCUCGAAAAAGGUCAUCACCAAGUGUGACACAGAAAAUACUAUCACGAGAUUAAGUUGGUUCAUGGACCUUCGGUAUUCGGUUCCCGUCGCCAGAGAUGGUAGUAGGCAAGGCUCUUCAGAUCACCUUUCGCAGAUCGUCGAGGCUGGACAGGUACAGCUCGCAAAAUCAUCAAGGCCGCCCAGAUCAGGCCUCUACACAGGUCGUACUCUACACACGCUGUAACCGCUUGAUAAGAUAAGGUAUCACACCGUGCGCAGUGGUACCGACUUGUCCUUUCUCUCAUGUCGAAAUAUUUUAUACGAAGUCAGACUUACAUUACUGGGUGAUUGAGAGGUAUGCUUAGAACAUGACGCGAGUCUUUGCUUAUCAUGCUUAUCUCCCCCACCGCUACUCAUUCCAUCGUUGUCACUUUCAAGCAGCAAUUCGACUCUGACCUCAGAAUAAUGUUUCUGUUCCGAAGAACGUCAGUACUCCCCAGUAACGUAUGACUGUUUGAGGUACAGACAAAGCACCUGAGCCCCGUAUAGGCCCUCACGUCAGCCGACUAGUUAAAUCCGGUUCUGUUUGGGAAAGUUGUCCACUCUAGGCGCACGAGUGUUCCUAAAAUUGCAUUUUCAUAGUUCUCUCAGCUCUUAUCUUAUAAGCCAGUAGACACCACUCCAAACACCUCGCGUUACGCGGCUAAAUGAGCCUUGUAACCACAAUGAGGCUACCCAGUAGGCUAUGAUUGUAACUGUUUCCCCACGGUCUAGUGGGCUUGAGUCCUUCUUUAAGGCGUUUCUAGAUCGUCAAGCCAACGAACCGCACAACAUGCAACGCUGUCCCUAACAAACACCACUACAGCCGAGAGUUUUGUUUUGUGUUGAAUGUUAUCGUGUCCUCUUUUCUAUUUAGUCAUGCAGUCAGCCUUAGCGACCACACUCAGAUUGGCUGCUAUUUCACUGAACCAGUUGGCAACGAAUCUGGCCGCCAUCCCUUUUUCCUCAUCAGCUAUUCCAUGCCGUAGUCUCUCGUCAAACACGAAAAUCGAUGUAAGGUUGCUUGUUUCCAUUUCCAAAUUCGCUCUUCUAGGGACAGGAACUUGAGGAACCCGAUAUUCUAUUUAAGAAACUUAACAUAGAGGUGAAAAGCCAUGAGCCAGAGGUGUUACGCAGCUACGAGAUCUUUGUCCGGCAGGUUUGCAGUCAUCUGGAUCUGACCUGCAGCGUGUAAGGAUUUCGUCUUACUUUCGAGUCCUCCGCUCUUUCUUUUUAGCGAGACUAGAAAUUCGCCCAUAUUUGACCGCCUGUCCCUUAACAAGUCUCCUUUUAUCUAUAAAAAACAUCAACGUCAGUACGAGUUUCGGACGUAUGUGAAAAAUUUCAUAGUGAGUCCCGCCUCUGUUUCCAGUCUAAAGCACACCGCUCUGUAGAUACCGCAUGUGACUGGAUGUACUGCUAGUGUCUUCCUUGAGUACAUUCAACGAAAUCUCCCAGCUGGCGUUCACAUGGCCGUCACCCACGUAAGUCUUUUAACUUCUUCGCCCUCUUUCCUUUUCAGGAGUCAGCUUGUCAUGGUCACCAGUCUAGGGCUUUGUGAAAGCAUUCAGAAUAUGGGAAUAGGGAAGUCUGUCAGGGGCGCUGAUUAUGUUCAGCGCCCUCGAUCGGGAAUUUGAAACAAAGCAGAUUUUAUUCGACUCCAUCGACGAGCCGAAUGAAGUGUCCUUAUUAUACGCAGGAUGCGUCGUGUCUCACUGACCGACAUCUUUAAAUGUGUUUCCUUACUGUAGUCGCAAAGUAGACAAGCGGAGAACAAACUCCCCAAUGCUGGGUUCCCGACUGGGAUUAUCCCCAGCUAUAUAACAUGCCUCAUUAAGUGUUAGCCGAAAUUCUGAAUUGUAUAUUCGACUAGGAAGGAUCGCUCAGGUAGGGUUGUAGUGCUGAGGAUGCCGACUUUGUCUUCGGCCACCCGUAAGAGCUAAACUCAAUAAAAAUGACCACAUGAGUACCGUGUCUUCUUCCAUUGGUUUUUGAUACCCUCAUAAACCCAAACACAUGUUGUGAAAAUUGUGCACAAAUUAUCUGUUCAUGUACCCAUUGUGUAGAAAAUUACGCCAUCUCAAAAUUAUCCACUUGAAGAAGGGACGUCUUUUGAUUUCAAAAUUUUUUUAAAAUUAUGAAUAUGAAUAAAUUCCUUCGGAAAACGGCUAUUUGCACCCUAACGGCCGGCAAUUCCCUGGAUUCUUGCUACAGAAGCAGCCUCUAGAAGGCAUCGAGUGUUUUAGUAGGACAGAGACACCAGCUUCCGAGCAUACAAAAACCCUGAAAGAUAGCUAGCGAUGCAGGAACCUUAACACAUGGCAGUGUCCUCCGCCUGUGAAAAUGCACACUAAAUUCGGGAUCAGCAAAGUGAUUGAUUCAUAUUGAUCAAGCAUCAGCAGCGUCGAAAAAACGUCUGAACCGAAGUCUUUGGUCGGCCAAACCAGUGUUGCCUUUCAAAAUAUUACUUUUAGUAGGUGAUAUAUCUCAAGGAACGUUAACCAAGAUUUCAAAAUAUAGUUUCGGUUAGAAAGAAUUAUUUAAAUAUUUGCUUUGAUGGUAAUUACCAUGCAAUAAAGUCACAAGACAUUUCAGCCAUGCCAAAUUGCGGACUUUGAAUGCGCCUCGUUCCGGCUGUCUGUGAAAAUCAUUCACAGAAACUUCUCACCGCUCUUCUAUGCACAGAAGUACAUUUUGUUGCACUUAUUUUGCUGACACCUACAUCUCCACCAAUUAUGCUAUUCAUAGAAGAUAUAUCUUCCAGUUUUACUAGAUUCUCGCUUGCCGAAUAAGUUUGCUGCCGACCUACUUUCCACCUGCACGUAGGCUGUCCUAACUACAGACUGUACAGUUUUCACUUGGGAGGAAUCACUCAUUCCUACAUGCUAUUAAGUGGGGACCAUAUGAAUUGAUGAGGUUUUUACGAACCAUCUCGUCCCAAGCAUUGAUAAGUGGACAGAUACAACAUCAUUUGAACAAACAUUUCACGGUCGUACAAGUUGCAUAACGGCAAACUUUUUUUAAAUCGAAAACCUCCCUGUCUUCAAGUAUAAAAUUGGAAAAAGAACGUAAUUUACUGCAAAAUGAGUAUGUGGAGGUAUAUUUUUGCGUGUUUUCUGUAAAAUAUAUUCCGAAAACCAGAAAAUCAGAGGAAAAAUUAAAGUACAAGAGAAUAGGUAGUACAGGUGACGUUGCGCAGAAUUCCAGGAAACCCAAAUAUUCCCGUGUCCUAACCUUAACCCCCAAUCUAAUUCUCACUCCUACCUAAUCUCCAACCCUGAACCUAACUCUGAUCUUCCUGGAGAUAAGCGCGAGGACCCCGCAGUAGGGAGGGUGUCUAUUUCCGUGUCUAGCUAUUUUAUGCCGUGUGGUUUUUGGGGGCAACCGCAAAGAAGUGCAUUCAAAUGCCGGCAUCUGCGCGCGUUAGAAACGUGAUGCUCAAUGUUACAACCGCACCUAAAUCCUUUUCACUAAAAAGCAAAUUUCAGAAUUCAGACGUGCGUUUUUUGAGAUACGCCACCGAAUGUCUGUCUGUUCUACUGGCAGAAUAGGUAGUAUACACGUGUUCCGGCGAUCUUUGGAGUUCCCUCUAGCGUUCGGCCUAGGCAAAAAUUGCAGGCUCUCCCGUGGUGAUGGCCAUAAGUGAUCAAGAGGCAAAAUGUGAAGAAGCUAGCGGCUUAACAUCAAGAGUUACGCGCACCAGAGACACCGUUCCACUUGCCCGCGCUUGUCACUUGUAUGUUAUAUGGAUAUUUUCCCGGGCGCUCGCCGUUCCUCCACCCCAAAAGCCUUGUUUCGAGGGUAAUAUACACUUCUCAGUCUUGAUUGCAGGGCGCAGUAAGGCAGUUUCACAUCGCCUCAGAACACCUGUCUAGAGCCCUGGCUGGCUGUCGCCUAGUCGCGAGCAGCUAAUGGUCGAGAUAGGGGAGGAGGGAAACAAGGACGGGCCUUUCGCAUCUACCCGUCAUCAUCAGCUAGCCAUACUCCAAGCCCCGGUUGGGGUAACUCGAGAAUUCCGUGAUCAGGGCGGUUCGGGCUUCGUCACUCCCAUUUGAUUUUGCCAAUUGUCGAUAGCGGUCGACAAACCGUUAGCUUGUGGAUCGCUUGCUUGAACUUAAACUUUGUUGUUAACUAAACACGAUUUGAAAUAUGGCCGGCGGAAGAUAGAAAUGCAUCACGAACGGCCCUGCGAGUCCCCCUUUUUCCUUGUUGGUAUUGCAUAUAAAUGACGCGCCAACGGUCUCUCUUGGUCACAGUUAGCCCCAUGUCCACCAUCAGUGGCGUCGUCCAUUUUGUUUCGGUGGCAAAACCACACCCGCAAAAAAAAGUGUUUACGCUUUCAGGAGAACUGUAUUACCACAGACCUUAUUGGGGUUUCUUUGCUUUUCAGCACCGUGUGGAAAAACUUCCGGGAGCGCUUCAGAAGAGCCUGGAGGAGACCGCCUCCGCGGACUCACCCAAAUGA